Messenger RNA from Diprion similis, 1797 nucleotides. Its product is annotated as THO complex subunit 2-like. Bases 181 to 1725 code for a protein of 514 amino acids. The record is from RefSeq and is a predicted model, not a curated record. The transcript is spliced from 5 exons. NCBI's taxonomy places the organism in Eukaryota, Metazoa, Arthropoda, Insecta, Hymenoptera, Diprionidae.
UUUUCAGAACCCAAUUAAGCUCCCAAUCGGAAGGGUGACAGGCAUUUAAUCGAUACCUUCGCGUAUCUAAAUUCGUUCAAGAUAGCGAGCAGAAGAUUGAAAACCGUCGUAUCCAACCCUUUCAAAAUCCUGGACACGAUCAGUGAGCACACGGAACCGUCACCGGUGCCAUCAACGACCAUGGACCAAGUUGACCUUGAGGCACACUCUCCGACGCAUAAAUUGCGCAGAGGAAAACACGCGGCUUCGUACUGGCCACCCUGGGCCUCAAGAGUACCAGCCGACGGAACCGGUGCCAGUGACUCCUACUGGAAGGCCAAUCCUCGACCAACGCAUACCGUUCCGCAUGGUCACGAGCAGAGGAGGCAAGACUACGGGGCUACGGAACCUGUGACGGGCUGCUACUCGGCUUCGAACACCUAUAGACCGAGACAUCGAACUCAAACCCCCGUACCGUCGAAGCUACCGCACGUCGCCACUUCGGAUCAAACUUACAGGGUGUCUCAGCACAGCUCGCGAACAGCCCGGAACAAAUUGUUGACCACGAACAACGUUGCCGUGGUCCGAAAACCGUGCUACAAGGAUGAACCCGAGGAGUACGAGGAGACGAAGUACGGCGAAACAGGCCUAAAUUAUGCCGAGGAGAAUGCCGACGAAGAUGGUGCCGACGAAGUCGACGAGGAUCAGGAAGAGGCCUUUGAGUUCAACGAAAAGGACUACGAAGAGCAGGAAGCUGACGACGAGGUUGACGAUGAAUCGGACGCGUUUCAGGCCCAAUUACAUCGCGUGCAACAGAAAGUUGUGCAGAAAACGCCGACUCACAGGACGCAGCAUCAACGUCACACGGAGCAUCAGCGCGAUUUUCGGAAAACUCAGCAUCAGCAAAGUCCGGUUCAAAAAAUGUACCCCGAUCAAAAACAGUCGAGGUUUUACUCUCGUGGCUUGGAACCGCAACCGCCGAUUAUUCCUAACGACACGUCGUACGGCGAUGCUGCGGACACAAUAACCGACGAAGAUCGUACGCCGCCAUUGACGCCUACGAGGAGAUCUUCGUCGCGAAGGACGUCGGAGACUCAUCACGGCAUCCCGCCAUGGAUUUCGGCGAGAAAAUCCCAGGAACGAAAUCGUGACCGAGUAGCCGCACCUCUGGUUCCAGCGCAGCAUCAGCAUCGUCAGCACCAGCAACAUCAGCAGAUCCGAAGACACAGAAUAGCUAAGCCGGAAAUUGAGUCUCUGAUGAUGCCAGCGCAGCCGUCAAAUCCCACGACGAGAAAAUGCUUCAUUUGUAGAGGAUCGACGGCUCCCAUUACCGCUAAAGUCGGUUCGUCCACGAAAGGACACUGCAGACUUCAAGAGUACAGAGCGUUCACCGUUAAAGGACCACGAGGUGAGGACGGCGAGGCCGAAGAGCAGAUAGUGUGUCCUCAUUGUGCAAGGAGGUACAAUUUGCUGGACGAUUUUCGGACAGGAUGCGAACCGGCUACUCACGAGGCUUCACCACCAUCUUACACGAGCAGACCUCAUCGCUCCCAAACUCAUCGACCAUCGGCGUACAACGACUACCCCGAGAACAAUUUGACCGCCGAUGAAAUGCUGGCUCCGUACACUUCGGGUCAACGGCGAGCCAGCAACACGGACUGUCCUGUUCCGCAUAGGGAGAGGACCCGCCACUCGAUGCAAUCGGCCAGGAGUCCUUUUCGCGGUGAAAGUUAUUACGAACGAUGAUUAAACGAGGGAGUCACCGGCUUCAGUUUCGCCGAUAUGUAAGCAGUGCGAGACAUGGUGGAUGGUUGGAAA